Molecule: messenger RNA, 933 nt
Organism: Salvia splendens (bonfire salvia)
Lineage: Eukaryota; Viridiplantae; Streptophyta; Magnoliopsida; Lamiales; Lamiaceae
Exons: 1
Coding region: 1-933 (310 amino acids)
Source: RefSeq, a predicted model, not a curated record
AUGGAUGAAAAAAGGUGGCCAGUUGCUCAAAAUGAAGCUCAAUUGCAACACGACUCCGAUGAAGAUGAAGCGCUCUCGUUGAGUGAUCUCCCGCUCAUUCAUCAAUGGAGAAAAGGAAUUGAAAACAAUAACAGCAAUUUUCACUGCGAAAAAGUCGGAGAAGAUCAGGAAUUUGAUUUCUGCGCUCUCUCAAUGGAAUCGGAAAUGUGCGCGGCCGAUGAGGUAUUUUUCAAGGGGCAAAUCCUGCCGCUGCGCCACUCCGUGAGCUCGGAGAAGGCGCUGUUACAAAAUUACGACCCUCGCCGCCGGAGCUGCUCGAUUUCCCGAUCGGAUUCGAUGGAUCACUACUAUUCCAGUAGAAGCAGCAGCAUCAGCAGCGGCACCUCCUCCUCCUCCACCUCCUCUUCCGCCACCGCCAAAUACAAUAAGCCUAAAUUGCCGCCUCGCAUUCAAUUCCACUCUCACCCUAGCCCCUCGCCGCGCCUGAAUUUCCCUAGCAGCCGCUACGCCGCCGUGACUCACAGAAAUUCCGUUAAGAAUUCGUCGAUCUGGAAUGUGCUGCGGUUAGGUAUCGUCACGCCGCCGCCGGAGAUCGCGUUCCGCGAUCUGAAAGCGCGAUCCGGAAAUUCCGGCAGCCGGCGAAGCACCAGCAGCAACUCCAGCGGCGGCGACGGGAGCAAAAAGAAGCUGCGGCCGCGGAUCCUCGGCGGCGGGUGCAGAUGCGCCGCCGACGCGGUGGAGACGAUCGCGCCAAGAGUGGUGAUCAUCAAGCGGAGCGCGAACGAUGAUGGCGAAGUCGCGGCGGCGCUGCAUCGCGAUGAUCCGAAAAUGGCGAAGAAGCAGGCGGCGAAGAAGCAUAUCUCGCAUCAUCGGACGUUUGAAUGGCUGAAACAGCUCACCGUGGAAGGCGCCGCUGAUCAAAUUCAAUCGUAG